Molecule: messenger RNA, 915 nt
Organism: Uncinocarpus reesii 1704
Lineage: Eukaryota; Fungi; Ascomycota; Eurotiomycetes; Onygenales; Onygenaceae
Exons: 2
Coding region: 1-915 (304 amino acids)
Source: RefSeq, a predicted model, not a curated record
AUGUUCAAUCUUGAUGAAAACGUCCCGCCACGCGCCCCCGGAGACCCAGACGGGUCGAUAUUCGCCCCGAUUGUCGACCCCAGAAGCAAAGACAAUACAAACACGUUUCCACUAGAUGGUGUCGAUAUCGACCGCGUUUCGGAUGCGGAUUUGAUCCAACUGGCGGACACUGCUCCGCUUCUGUACCAGAUUGGAACAGAACGAGUUCUCCGGGUUUCGCGGCACCUCGUCUUGAAAUGCGGCGGUUACAUUCUGCCCAGCGAGGUCAACGCACUGGAGCUCGUUGCGGCAAAGACCAGCAUUCGAGUUCCGCGCGUCCACAGGUCGUUUCAAGUCAGUGAUUCGAGCCAGCGGUUCGGAACCAAGGGGUAUUUCGUGAUGGAUUAUAUCGACGGUGAAAACCUUGGAGAUUGCUGGAAGCACCUCACCACUCAUCAGAAGCAAGACGUGGUUACGCAGACAGUGGCUAUGAUCAAACAACUUCAGGAUUUGGUUAUUCCAACAGCAGGCCCCAUCGGCGGAGGGCCCUGCCGCGGUCGAUUCUUUACAGUUUACAGUGCUGGCCCGUUCAGCUCUGCAGCAGAUAUGGAGGCCUGGUUCAACCACAAACUCACGAUAUGCAAACACUACAACAAAGCCCCGAAAGAUUUACCGCCCUUCAAAUUCACAAAGUUCGUCCUGGUCCAUCAGGACAUUAGCCCUCGGAAUAUGAUUUUAGAUGCGUCCGGCCAAGUCUGGCUGAUUGACUGGGCGGACUCGGGUGCUUAUCCGCCGGCGUUUGAGCGUGCGGCGCUAGCAGAUCAGCCUCGAUUUCCGGAGUUCAAUGGGAUGAUGCUCGAACGGCUUCCGAAACAAGAGCUUGAGGAGCAGCUACAGUCCAUCGCGUAUGGAUUGACUGUUGCAAGUUUCGCAUAA